AUGGCAGCCUUGCAGGCGCCGCUGGCCAAGUCCCUGCUGGAGCUCGAGGGCGUGCGCGAGGUGCUGCUGGCAUCUGGCCACGUGACGGUGACCAAGGCCACCAUCGCCGACUGGGAGGAGCUGCAGGAAGUGGUGGAGAAAGAGAUCAGCCAGUUCUACCAGGCUGGAAAGCCGGCUGUGGACCCGGACGCAGUGGAGAGCAUCGAUCCCCAGGAUUUCGAGGAAGGAAGCAUCGAGGCUCAGAUCCUCGAGCUCUUGGAGGAGCGGGUCAAGCCUUUUGUUCAGCAGGAUGGAGGGGACAUCGAGUUCGUCCGCUUCGACCACAAGGACGGCAGCCUCUACGUGCGGAUGGUGGGCUCCUGCUCGGGCUGCGCCAUGUCCCACGCGACCUUGCAGGAGGGCGUCAAGAACUUGAUGGACCACUACCUCCCCGCGGUGAAGCAGAUCGUGGGGCUGAACGAUGAGAUGGACGAAGACGUGCCGCGGCCAGGUCGCUGA
This is a messenger RNA of Effrenium voratum, 498 nucleotides long. The record is from the annotation of a GenBank genome assembly. NCBI's taxonomy places the organism in Eukaryota, Dinophyceae, Suessiales, Symbiodiniaceae.